Molecule: messenger RNA, 1493 nt
Organism: Dioscorea cayenensis subsp. rotundata (Guinea yam)
Lineage: Eukaryota; Viridiplantae; Streptophyta; Magnoliopsida; Dioscoreales; Dioscoreaceae
Product: UV-B-induced protein At3g17800, chloroplastic
Exons: 3
Coding region: 140-1321 (393 amino acids)
Source: RefSeq, a predicted model, not a curated record
CUUCUCCUUCUCAUCGUCUUCUCUCUCUGGUCAGACUCGUCGGCGUUUCGACGUCUCCUCGAAAACCCUAACCCUAAUCCCAAAUCUCUCUUCACUUCGAUUCUUCAUCAUCAAUCCUUCGAUUUCGAUUUGGACGAUAAUGGAAGCGGCAGCCUCUCUCCGAUACGCCCCCAAUUUCUUCGCCGCUUCGAAUUUCGUCUCCAAAUCGCGAGUUCUCGCUUCUCUUGGCCAUGCCCAACCUCUCAAGGAUCGGAGAUCGAUUUCUCUAACUAGCAAUCAGGGAUGGAGGCAAAGGAGGCCGAUUCCUAUGAGGAGAAGCUUGAGAAUCCGAGCAUCGUCGGAGUCCGGCGAUGGUCCUUUGGCUCCGAUUGCUCCUCUUCAGCUCGAGUCCCCUGUCGGGCAGUUGCUCUCCCAGAUCCUCGUCUCUCAUCCUCACCUCCUCCCCGCUACCGUCGACCAGCAGCUGCACCAGCUCCAGUCCGAUCGUGACGCCGAGAAGCUCAAGAAUGAUCCCUCCCCUUCGUCCUCAUCCGGCACCGACCUCGUUCUCUACCGGAGGAUCGCUGAGGUGAAAGCCAGCGAGAGAAGGAGAGCUCUAGAGGAAAUCCUAUACAUGAUGAUCGUCCAGAAAUUCAUGGACGCUGGUGUUCCACUUGUGCCGGCGUUGUCCCAAGGUCGACCCUCUCCCCAAUCCGGCAAGGUCGAUCACUGGUCAUCGGAGGAGAAUAAGCUCCAGCAGCUCCACUCGCCGGAAGCCUAUGAGAUGAUCAAGAAUCACUUGACUCUCAUUCUAGGGCAACGAUUGGAGGACUCCAAUGCCAUUGCUCCCAUUAGCAAGCUCCGCGUUGGUCAAGUCUACGCAGCUUCGAUCAUGUAUGGCUACUUCUUGAAGAGAGUCGACCAGAGGUUCCAGCUCGAGAAGUCCAUGAAGACAUUGCCUUUGAAUUCACCAGCGGAAGCCGAGGCUUUGGCCAAUGCUCCUCCGGCUUUCCCAUUCCCAGCCGAAGGGAUUGAGGAUCGGGUAAAGCCAUGCAAGCUGAGAUCCUAUGUGAUGGCAUUAGAUGCGGAGACAUUGCAGAGAUACGCCACCAUUCGAUCCAAGGAGGCAUUCGGCAUCAUUGAGAAGCACACAGAGGCGCUGUUUGGGCGCCCUGAGAUUGUCAUCACGCCAGAGGGCGCCAUUGAUUCAUCGAAGGAUGAGCUCAUCAAGAUAAGCUUUGCUGGCCUGAAGAGGCUCAUUCUUGAAGCUGUGACCUUUGGCUCUUUCUUGUGGGACGUUGAGAGCUAUGUUGAUUCCAGGUACCACUUUGCUGCUAAUUAAUUGCUCUUUGUUGUCUUCAAAAUUCUAAAUGUGAUUGGAUACUUAUUGAGAACUUGUUGUUGAUUGAACUCUCUGUCAAGAACUUUUAUGCUUGAUUUAGUGAUAGUAUGAUAAAGGAAAAAGAAGAUAUGUAGCCAAGUUUCCAUCUUGUGUGUAUUUGCUAUUACUGUGA